AAAACACAUACAAGAAACGCAUUUGUCGCCCGGGUUAAAAAAAGCUACACGUGAUUUUUGUAGUUCUACAUUUCAAACUGAAUCGCUUGUGUUAAAGCACGAAAAAAGCGAACAUGAGUGUACAAAUUUUAUGUGUGAUGAAUGUGAGUAUACAACUAGUUCCAAGACAAGUUUACAGACUCAUUUAAAGAGUCACUCUGGGGACAACGUUUUUAAUUGUGGUCACUGUAGUUACACUACCCUGUUGGAAAGUGAAUUACACAAACACCAAGCGAUACACACUCGAGACAAGCCUUUUAGGUGUACAGAAUGUGAUUACAAAUGUAGUUUUAAAUCAGACUUCAAGAAGCACCUGAUGAUACACACUGGGGAAAAGCCAUUUCAAUGUAGCCACUGUGAUUACAAAUUCAGACUCAAAUCACACUUAAAUAAUCACCUGAUGAUACACACUGGGGAGAAGCCAUUUAAAUGUAGUCACUGUGAUUACAAAUUCAGACGCAAAUCACACUUAAAGAAUCACCUGAUGAUACACACUGGGGAGGAGAAGCCAUUUAAAUGUAGUCACUGUGAUUACAAAUUUAGUCGGAAAUCAGACUUAAAGAAUCACCUAAUGAUACACACUGGGGAGAAGCCAUUUCAAUGUGGCCACUGUGAUUACAAAUGUAGUCGGAAAUCAGACUUAAAGAAUCACCUCGUGAUACACACUGGGGUGAAACCAUUUCAAUGUAGUUACUGUGAUUAUAAAUGUAGUUUCAAAUACAACUUAAAGAAUCACCUUAUGAUACAUACUGGGGAAAAGCCAUUUCAAUGUAGCCACUGCGAUUAUAAAUGUAAUUUCAAAUCACUCUUAAAGAAUCACCUGAUGAUACAUACUGGGGAGAAGCCAUUUCAAUGUAUCCACUGCGAUUAUAAAUGUAAUUUCAAAUCACUCUUAAAGAAUCACCUGAUGAUACAUACUGGGGAGAAGCCAUUUCAAUGUAGCCACUGCGAUUAUAAAUGUAGUUUGAAAUCAAACUUAACGAAUCACCUGGUGAUACAUACUGGGGAGAAGCCAUUUCAAUGUAACUACUGUGAUUGCAAAUGCAAUCGGAAAUCAGACUUAAAGAAUCACCUGAUGAUACACACUGGGGUGAAGCCAUUUCAAUGUAGUUACUGUGAUUAUAAAUGUAGUUUCAAAUACAACUUAAAGAAACACCUGAUGAUACAUACUGGGGAGAAGCCAUUUCAAUGUAGCCACUGUGAUUACAAAUUCAUUCGGAAAACAGACUUAAAGAAUCACCUGAUGACACACACUGGGGUGAAACCAUUUCAAUGUAGCCACUGCGAUUAUAAAUGUAGUUUCAAACCAAACUUAAAGAAUCACCUGAUGAAACAUACUGGGGCGAAGCCAUUUAAAUGUACCCACUGCGAUUAUAAAUGUAGUUUAAAAUCAAACUUAAAGAUUCACCUGAUGAAACACUCUGGGGUGAAGCCAUUUCAAUGUAGCCACUGCGAUUAUAAAUGUAGUUUCAAAUCAAACUUAAAGAUUCACCUGAGGAAACAUACUGGGGAGAAGCCAUUUCAAUGUAGGCACUGUGAUUACAAAUGCAGUCAUAAAUCACGCUUCAAAGAACACCAGAUGAAACAUACUGGGGGGAAGACAAUUAAAUGUAGCCACUGCGAUUACAAAUGCCGUUAUAAAUCAACCCUAGUAAGACACCAGAAGACGCAUACAGGGACGAAGCCUAUAGACGUAUCAAUAGCGAGUACUAGUGCAGCCUGAAACAGCGCCUGUGAAGACACCAGAUCAUACACGCGGAAGAGAAGCCUUGUAGGGAAGCGUUGGAGGGUAUGCUGCCUUUUGAACUAAAUCGGAAAGUUAAUCCCGUGCUGCCCCCUACAGCUCACGCGCGCUCCCGUGUACUAAUGUAAUCACUGCA
Cydia fagiglandana is the source of this 1919-nucleotide messenger RNA. Its product is annotated as gastrula zinc finger protein XlCGF57.1-like. The transcript has a single exon. The record is from RefSeq and is a predicted model, not a curated record. NCBI's taxonomy places the organism in Eukaryota, Metazoa, Arthropoda, Insecta, Lepidoptera, Tortricidae. Bases 131 to 1762 code for a protein of 543 amino acids. Gene Ontology annotation, biological process: regulation of transcription by RNA polymerase II. Gene Ontology annotation, molecular function: RNA polymerase II transcription regulatory region sequence-specific DNA binding; DNA-binding transcription factor activity, RNA polymerase II-specific. Gene Ontology annotation, cellular component: nucleus.